UUCCUUUAGUUCAUUUUUCGUAUACUUGCCAUGUUUAUAUACAAAUAUUACCUCGAAAGGACUUAAUGCAAACGAAUAUUCUUGUUUACGCAUCACCAUGAACUAUCAAACCAAGCGUAUGAUGCGGCAAAAUUCUGUGUCCAUUGCGGCCAGUGAGGUGGGCAGCGUCGCAUCGCCUAUUAUAGCAUCGACAUCGACUACGCCUAGUGCUCCACAGUUGCAGAACCUUGAAGACAACAAACCCGUGCACGUGCAUCGUCAGGUGAUACUGGUACAGGGUGGCAACGUGUCGCAAGCGCAACACCAGCAGCUGCAAUCAGUGACAACAACGGCACCCAACCAAAAUGCAAACAUGGCCGCUAUCCAAAUUGCGGACGAUGCACCCGUCUCGUUGCUAACAGAGAUUGCAGACAUAAUGCGAAGCUUUGGCGACAGCGAUCAGCCGCGAACUGCUAGCGUCAAGCUGGUGGAACAGAUCCUGCAGCAGCAGCUACGUGGUAUUUUCAAUGAAGCCUCACUAGUGGCUAUGCGCCGAAAACAGAACCCCUGUCCCUCGCAAGCGGACUUUGAGUUCCUGAUGCGUAACCAUCCCGUGAAGAUAGCGCGCAUGCGGAAACAUUUAAAGGACAUGCGUAUACUGAAACGAUUUCUGAGCAUCCGUACCGGUAGGCCACAGGAUUUUAUGGAUGACCUGGAGCAGCCGGAGGAGGACGAAGAGCUAGCCAUUGAGGUACAGGAGCUACACGAUGAGGAUCGCAUGCGUCGUCUGUUUCGCGCUGAUCGCAUUUCUCAAAUACUCACUGGCCAGCAGUAUCUCGAGUUCAACGAAGCCCGAAAAACUUCAUUCUACUGCCGACACGGGGAAAAGAUCAAGAACAAGUUUAGACGAUUUCUGGACUUGCCCGCCGAUUUGCGUAUUCCCACUCCCACGAUGAAUAUUUUGGCCUAUUUGGCGCACGAGACUAUUGCGGCUAUUGUGGACUACUCGAUACUGACCCGGCUGAAUUCAGAUAACCGCGCCACAGAGCCAUACAGCCGUGUCACCUCAGCCGGAGGUAGUCCAGCAAUGAUGCAUGUAUGUCCAGAGGUGACACAGGGUCGCGGCAUGGAGGUGGUCAAACCCAUAAGCGUGCAAGAAAUACACGAAGCAAUGCGUCGAUUUCGACAGAUGAGCAAUCGCAAAAUUGGUCGCUAUCGCAACUCCUGUGACAUUGAUUUCCGGCGCAGCUUUUUGGCUAUUUAGUAGAUAUUGAUUUUAAAUACUUUAGAUAUAAAUUAAUCAAGCUAUGUCCGCCUAGAGUUCUGACGGGCAGUGUAAAAUAAAAGGGAAAAUGAAAACUA
Drosophila montana is the source of this 1341-nucleotide messenger RNA. It is a transcript of the gene Spt3, whose product is annotated as Transcription initiation protein Spt3. Gene Ontology annotation, biological process: transcription by RNA polymerase II. The transcript has a single exon. NCBI's taxonomy places the organism in Eukaryota, Metazoa, Arthropoda, Insecta, Diptera, Drosophilidae. The record is from RefSeq and is a predicted model, not a curated record. The coding region runs from base 98 to 1243 and encodes 381 amino acids. Gene Ontology annotation, molecular function: protein heterodimerization activity; transcription coactivator activity.